Molecule: messenger RNA, 882 nt
Organism: Paraphaeosphaeria sporulosa
Lineage: Eukaryota; Fungi; Ascomycota; Dothideomycetes; Pleosporales; Didymosphaeriaceae
Exons: 2
Coding region: 1-882 (293 amino acids)
Molecular function (GO): oxygen binding; heme binding
Source: RefSeq, a predicted model, not a curated record
AUGGGCUGCGCCGUUGCAGCCCAGAACAUGUCCCUGUGUGACAAAUACACCACAGCGCUUCUAAUGGAUAACAACGCCACGAACCAGUACACUCUGCUGACACUGCUUGUCAACACUGUCGUCAUUGGCAACUAUACCCAGCCCAACAAGAACGCUGUUCCAGGUAUUCUGGCCAAGGGCACAUACGAAGGCGAAGAGGUCAACCUCCUGCCCUACUUCGAUGGAACACUGAAGUCAAGCAACCGCGGUGGCUCCUCAGGGGUUGCCAUCAACUUCCUUGACGGUGGAGGUGCUGCUCCGUUGAUGGAGAACAAGCCCGCCAACAACGAGACUUCCAACCAAUACUUCCUCCUCACCCACCUCUACCAAUUCUUCGGCACACUGCUUGCCUGCUCCGGCUCCGGCUCCAUGGGCUUCCCCGCCUACGCCGGCCACGACAUGGCCUCGGCUCACGCCUUCAUGAACCUCGAUCCUACCGAACUCGGCUACUUCAUCCAGCAGGUCGGCCUCGCAGCCACCUCCUUCGGUGUCACUGAAGACGAUGUUACCGCCGUCGCGACGGCUCUCAACAAGCUUUUCGGAUACAGGUGCAGCCCGCCUACCACGGUGAUCCCUGAGCAGGGUGCUACGCUCAACAGCAUCUGCCAGAACGACAAGUGCCCGCUCGACCCCAUGGCUACGUGCGCUGCCUACCCCAACAACGGAACCGCGAUGGAGCCGCAGCCCGCGAGCAUGUCGAACGGAACUAUGCCGUCUUCUACUGGAAUGAGCCCGUCGGCUACGUCGACGAUGGGUGGACCGGCGUUCACGGGUGCUGCGGUGUCUGAGCGCGCAGGACUUGCGGCGAUGGUUGGUGGUUUGGCUCUUGCGAUGGCUUUGUAG